CUGAAAUUCUAUGGAAACUCAAAAACAAAAAGAAAAAAACAAAAAAGAAAACAGCUAUUUUAAUGAUCAUAACGGAUAAUGAAAGUAGUGAAUGCUAAGGUUGACGCGGUUAUGCUGACCAACGACCACAGUUUUGUAUGCUGACUUUGUAACCCUAAUCAUAAUUUAUUACUACAAAUGUGUUCAACAACUUGGCCUAAAUUUUGCACGCAUUCCUUAAUUUUCUGAUGCAGCAUCAAUGUCUUCUACUCUCUCCCUUCGCUUCAUCCUCUGCACUCUUCCUCUCCUCACUCUUCCUCCGCCACUCUCUCGCUGACGUCGGCACUGCUGCACACUAUGGCCCUCCCUUUCUGCCCAGUGCAUGUUACGGCAGAGACGCGUCGCAGUUUCCGUCGAAUAACUUCUUUGGUGCCGUCGGCGAGGGUUUAUGGGACAAUGGCGCCGCAUGUGGGAGGCAGUAUCAGGUGCGGUGCAUCAGCGCUGCGGUUCGCAGAACUUGCAUUCCUGGCCAGAUGAUUCAGAUCAAGAUCGUUGAUCGAGCGCAAUCAUCGGUUUCUAGGCCUUCUUUAGCUGGAACUACGUUGGUCCUCUCCUCCAGGGCCUUUCAGGUCAUCGCCAACGCUUCUGCACCUUUCAUUAACGUAGAAUACCAACAGGUUUGAAGAGGGGAACAGAUUCUUUGGAUACAUUAUUUGUUGGUAUUACUCUGAAAAUUAUUCUCUGUAAUGAUUGAGUAAUAUGAUGAACCUGCAUUUAUAUUUUAA
This is a messenger RNA of Vigna unguiculata (cowpea), 764 nucleotides long. Its product is annotated as EG45-like domain containing protein 2. The record is from RefSeq and is a predicted model, not a curated record. Lineage: Eukaryota; Viridiplantae; Streptophyta; Magnoliopsida; Fabales; Fabaceae.